Durio zibethinus is the source of this 3975-nucleotide messenger RNA. RefSeq lists its product as uncharacterized. Gene Ontology annotation, biological process: L-arabinose metabolic process. Gene Ontology annotation, molecular function: alpha-L-arabinofuranosidase activity. Lineage: Eukaryota; Viridiplantae; Streptophyta; Magnoliopsida; Malvales; Malvaceae. The record is from RefSeq and is a predicted model, not a curated record.
UCUUAAAAAUAUCUAUGUAAUCAAGCCCGAUUUGAUGGCAGCUUCACUCAUGUUCAUCUACUUCUUGAUUAUCUCUUUCAUUGUAAAUAUAAUCUCUCUCCGCCUCAGUCAACAACAUAGCUACCAAACCAAACCCCUUGGAAAAUGACUUAGUAUCCGCGAUUCUUCUCGGUCUCCUCCCUAGCAAAUAUCUUUAAUUUUCAUUUAUAUAUAAAAAAAAAUUUUAUUUACUUUGCAAGGAAAAAAAAGCCUUUCUUACCUUUCACGAGAUAAUUUUUUUGUGAGCUUUGCUUGAAAUGCUCGAACGUUUGCUCUGUUUGGUUUUGUGUAUAGAUACAGGGAAAAGGGUUACUUGUUGCUUUAUGCUUUAAACUAUUACUAGUCUAAUUCUUGUCUUUAAUCUUUUUAGCUUGAAGUUUGUCUUUGUUGCCUUUUUUGGACUCUUGUUCUUCUCUGAAUUCUUUUUAGCUUUCUGGGUAUUUGUUAAUAAAGUCAGAAUUUUUUUUAUUCUCAUAUUUUUUAAGGAUUUUUGGUUUGUGGGGAAUAUCCAAAUCAAUAAGUAUAAGGUUGUCCUUUCUGGGUUUUCGAUAAUGAUCAUGGCUUUUCCUUAAGUUUAGAGGAUUUCUGUGACUCCUUUUUGAGUUUUUGUAUCAUCUUUGCUUGAAUUCGACACAAAGAUUUGGUGUUUUUCUUCUGUUUUUGAACUUUUCAUUGUAAGAAAAAUGGAGGGCUUUGUUCUGUUUCCAGUGUUUGGUAUUUUCUUACUAUGUGGGAUUGUGGUGAGCAAGGAGUGUACAAACAGUCCAACUCAGCUUUCAUCUCAUAGUGUUCGUUAUGAACUGUUGAAAUCACAAAAUGAAACAUGGAAGCAAGAGAUGUUUGCUCAUUACCACUUGAUCCCAACUGAUGACUCUGCUUGGUCUAAUUUGUUACCAAGGAAAAUUUUAAGAGAAGAAGAUGAAUUGAGUUGGUCAAUGAUGUAUAAGAAAAUGAAGAAUCCUCGUAGUUUCAAGUUGGCUGGAGAUUUUCUGAAGGAGGUUUCAUUGCAUGAUGUCAGGUUGGAUUCGAAUUCCAUUCACGGGCGAGCACAUCAGACAAACUUAGAGUAUUUAUUGAUGCUUGAUGUGGAUAAUAUGGUUUGGAGUUUUAGGAAAACCGCAGGAUUGCCAACACCUGGGAAGCCAUAUGGAGGGUGGGAGGCCCCAGAUGUUGAACUCCGGGGUCAUUUUAUUGGGCAUUACUUGAGUGCAACAGCUCAGAUGUGGGCCAGCACUCACAAUGACACUCUUAAAGAGAAGAUGUUGGCAGUUGUGUCUGCAUUAUCUGCCUGUCAGAAGAAAAUGGGCACAGGAUAUCUUUCUGCAUUUCCAUCUGAAUUUUUUGAUCGCUUUGAAGCAAUAAAACCUGUCUGGGCUCCAUACUAUACCGUUCAUAAGAUCUUGGCAGGUCUUUUGGAUCAAUAUAUAUUUGCUAGUAAUGCUCAAGCUUUAGAUAUGACAAGAUGGAUGGCCAAAUACUUUUAUAAUCGUGUUCAGAAUGUGAUAACAAAGUACAGUGUGGAGAGACAUUGGCUGUCACUUAAUGAAGAAACUGGUGGUAUGAAUGAUGUUCUCUACAGGUUGUUUGCCAUAACGGAAGAUCCAAAGCAUUUGUUGUUGGCUCACCUUUUUGACAAACCUUGUUUUCUAGGAUUGCUUGCAGUUCAGGCUGAUGAUAUAUCAAGCUUCCAUGCCAAUACGCACAUUCCUGUUGUUAUUGGAUCUCAAAUGCGGUAUGAAGUGACUGGUGAUCCACUUUAUAAGACAAUAGCAACAUUCUUUAUGGACAUUGUUAAUUCUUCUCAUAGCUAUGCAACAGGAGGAACCUCAGUCGGCGAGUUCUGGUCAGAUCCAAAACGAUUGGCAAGCACUUUAGAGACAGAGAAUGAAGAAUCCUGCACAACAUAUAACAUGCUGAAGGUCUCUCGCAACCUAUUUAGAUGGACCAAAGAAGUUGCAUAUGCAGAUUACUAUGAGCGCACCCUCACAAAUGGUGUACUAGGCAUCCAAAGGGGAACAGAGCCUGGAGUAAUGAUUUACAUGCUACCACAAGGUCGGGGGGUCUCUAAGGCCGUAAGCUACCACAAAUGGGGAACACCAUUUGAUUCUUUUUGGUGCUGCUAUGGUACAGGAAUUGAAUCAUUUUCCAAGUUAGGAGAUUCUAUAUAUUUUGAAGAGGAAGGGAGUAUUCCUAGUCUUUACAUCAUUCAGUAUAUUUCAAGCACACUUGAUUGGAAAUCGGGAAAAAUUGUGCUCAAGCAGAAUGUUGAUCCUGUUGUAUCUUGGGAUCCUUACCUUCGUGUGACAUUGACUUCCUCUUUGAAAGAGGGAGCAGGGCAAUCAUCUACCUUGAAUUUGAGGAUUCCAAUCUGGACGCAGUUGGAAGGUGCCAAUGCAACAUUAAAUUCUCAGAAUCUAGACCUACCCCCUUCAGGUAGCUUCUUAUCUGUAAAAUGGACUGCCGGGGAUAAAUUAACCAUUCAGUGGCCAAUUAGUCUGAGAACAGAGCCAAUUAAAGAUGAUCGCGCUGAAUAUGCUUCUGUUCAGGCAAUACUCUAUGGUCCUUACCUCCUUAGUGGUUAUAGCAGUGGUGACUGGGACAUAAAAACUGAUUCAACUGCUUCAGUUGCAGACUGGAUAGUGCCUGUUCCUGCUGCAUAUAACAAUUAUCUUGUUACUUUUUCCCAAGCGUCUGGUGACUCAACUUUUGUCUUAACAAACUCAAACCAAUUAAUCAGAAUGGAGAAGCUCCCUAGAGCCGGUUCUGAUGCUGCUGUUCAUGCCACGUUCAGGCUCAUCAUUGAUGACACUUCCGAAAAAAUUUCAACCAUUGAAGAAGCCAUUGGUAAAACAGUCAUGCUUGAGCCUUUUGAUUUUCCAGGAAUGGUUUUAGUGCAUCAAGGAACAGAAAAUAACCUUGCGGUAACUGAUUCUCCUAAUGAUGAGGCAACUUCUAGUUUUCGUUUAGUUGCUGGAUUGGAUGGAAAGGAUGAUAGUGUGUCCUUGGAAUCAUUAAGCCUAAAGGGGUGCUAUGUAUAUAGUGGUGCAAACUAUAGUUCUAGUGUUAACAUGAAGCUCGGCUGCAAUUCAGCAUCAUCUGAGGCUGGAUUCAAUCAGGCGAUCAGCUUUGUCAUGAACAAGGGAAUAAGUGAAUAUCAUCGCAUCAGCUUUGUUGCAAAAGGGGCAAGGAGGAAUUUUCUUAUGGUACCAUUACAGAACUUCAGAGAUGAAUCUUACACCAUUUAUUUCAACAUUCAACCAUAAUGUAUUUGGGUAUGGGAUGGAACAAGGCGUAAGUACUCCUACCAGGCCAUAAAAUUCAUCUUCCAUUGCUUCAGUCUUGGUGGCAGUCGUUGCUUCAUGGUCCAUCAUUACUCAUGCUGUGCAGAUGAACUAAUGUUAAUUUUUCUCAGUUUUUGAGAACCAUUUCCUUUAUAAUAUCUUCACACUACUCCAGUUUCUGCCAGAAGACCAGAAGACCAGAAGACCCUCAAACUUGAAUCUUAUUUCAGCUUUCCUAUCCCAACAAGAUUGCUGAAUGAUCAAAACCUAUAGCUAGCAAAUGAAAGAAGUUGAGUUUUAGAAAAACCCUCCCAAACGAGAUUAAUCCAGACAUUCUCUAAUCCCCUUCCAUCUUCCCAAACAAAGUACUGUAUAAUUGUCCUUGGAAAGGAAAAAUAAGGUCAAUAAGGCUAAAAGUCAUUGUUAAAACCAGUUUUUAGUCCCGGGCAGUUGUAAUGCCAAUGUGUAGCCACGUUAUGAAAAUGUGCUGAAGCAACAUUUGUAAACAUAAUUGGCAAGGUGUUAUGCAAUUGCAUUGGCAUCACAUUAUGCAAUGGUGUAGGCCUAUGACCGACAGCUCCUGCAACAAGCAUACAAACAUAUUAACGUUACAAAACUGCAUAAUGAUAACAAUAAAGCUAUUUUCAGGUGCCCU